This is a messenger RNA of Neltuma alba, 2561 nucleotides long. Its product is annotated as pentatricopeptide repeat-containing protein At5g04780, mitochondrial-like. Gene Ontology annotation, biological process: RNA modification. The transcript has 3 exons. The record is from RefSeq and is a predicted model, not a curated record. NCBI's taxonomy places the organism in Eukaryota, Viridiplantae, Streptophyta, Magnoliopsida, Fabales, Fabaceae. The coding region runs from base 74 to 2377 and encodes 767 amino acids. Gene Ontology annotation, molecular function: protein binding; zinc ion binding; RNA binding.
GCCCGUGCCACCACUAACCCAAUCACGUAGUUAGUUACUGUUAUCGACUCUGCUAUCUCUGCCUUUUUCCUUCAUGGCUUCUUUGCCUUCUUCAGUUGCUAUCACUGCAACCCCGAAGCGUGAACACGAUUCCAGAAAAUCUUCUGCAAGUUCCCUUCCCGGCGAAAAGAGUCCAAGCAUUUCUUUCCAGAAAAGUCACCGAUUCACGCGUUUAGAUGGAAGUUUAGAUACAAAAUAUCUGGACUUCCGAGAAGCACUAUCGGCGAUAAAAGAGGGCAGAGCGGUGGAGACAUCUUUCUACGCUCCCUUGUUGCAACAAUGCUUGGACACAGGUUCUCUUUCAGAUGCACAAAUUGUUCAUGGCCACAUCGAAAAAACUGGUGCCCAUGAAGAUGUAUUUGUCAUGGCGUUUCUUGUCAAUGUUUAUGCUAAAUGUAAGGACAUAGAGAGUGCUCGCAAGGUAUUUGACAAUAUGCCCAGGAGAAAUGUUAUAUCAUGGACCACAUUAAUGGCGGGUUACGUGCAGAAUUCGCAGCCAGAGAAUGCCAUUCGAGUAUUCCAAGAAAUGCUGGAUGCGGGAUCUUAUCCUUCGAAUUACUCGCUUGCUAUUGCUCUCAACGCGUGUACUUGCUUAAACUCUGUCAAGUUGGGGGAUCAGUUCCAUGCUUUCAUAAUCAAAUAUCAUAUCGACUCUGACACCAGCAUUGGCAAUGCCCUCUGUAGCUUAUACUCCAAAUGUGGCAGAUUGGAUUAUGCUUUAAGAGCAUUUAAAAGAGUCAACGAACAAAACGUUAUUUCGUGGACUGCAGCUAUUUCUGCCUGCGGUGACAACGGGGAGGCUACAAUGGGUUUAAGAAUCUUUGUUGAGAUGCUUUCUGAGAAUGUCCAGCCUAAUGAGUUUACUUUAGCUAGUGCGUUGGGCCUUUGUUGUGAAAUUCUCUCCUUAGAACUCGGGACACAAAUUCAUUCACUUGGUACUAAACUUGGCUAUGAUUCAAACUUACGCAUUAGGAAUUCUUUAUCGUAUUUAUAUCUCAAAUCUGGUUGGAUUGACGAGGCUCAAAGGCUAUUUAAUAGAAUGGAAAGUGUCAGCUUGGUUACAUGGAAUGCGAUGAUUGCUGGACAUUCACAAAUGAUGGAACUCGCAAAGGAUGAUUUUUCGAUAUAUCGGAGUGGAAGUGAAGCACUUGAUCUCUUCCUGAAGUUAAAUCGAUCAGGCAUGAAACCCGAUCUAUUUACUUUUUCAAGUGUCUUGAGUGUCUGUAGUAGAUUGGUGGCUUUAGAACAGGGGGAACAAAUUCAUGCUCAGGCUAUCAAAACUGGGUUCUUGUCUGAUGUUGUCGUAGGUACUUCACUAAUUAACAUGUACAAUAAAUGCGGAAGCAUUGAGAGGGCAAGCAAAGCAUUUCUAGAGAUGUCUACUAGAACCAUGAUAUCAUGGACAUCCAUGAUUACGGGUUAUUCACAGCAUGGUAGGUCUCAGCAAGCACUGGAUCUUUUUGAGGAUAUGAGAUUAGCAGGAGUGAGACCAAACGAGAUCACUUUUGUGGGUGUUCUAUCAGCGUGUAGCCAUGCUGGCUUGGUCAAUGAAGCACUCAGAUACUUUGAGAUUAUGCAGAAAGAAUAUAAAAUAAAACCAGUGAUGGACCAUUAUGGUUGUUUGAUUGACAUGUACGUGAGGUUGGGUCGGCUAGAGGAAGCUUUCAAUUUCAUCAAGAAAAUGGGCUUUGAGCCCAGCGAGUUUAUUUGGUCUAACUUGAUUGCAGGUUGUCGAAGCCAUGGAAAUUUAGAGUUGGCGUUUCACGCUGCUGAACAAUUACUUAAUCUCAGACCGAAAGAUACUGAGACAUACGUUUUAUUGUUGAAUAUGUACAUCUCGGCGGGUCGAUAUAAGGAUGUUUCAAGGGUGAGAAAGAUAAUGAAAGAAGAGAAAGUUGGUAAAUUAAAGGAUUUGAGCCGAAUUUUUAUCAAAGAUAAGGUCUAUUCCUUUAAGCCCAAUGACAAGGGACAUCCUCAGGGUUCGACAGUGUAUCAAUCACUGGAGGAUUUGAUUGUUAAAGCCAAAAAUCUUGGAUACAAGUCAUUAGAAAAUAUGGAAUUAAGCGAGGAAGAGGAAGAGGGAAGGGCAUCAUCAGUCCCGAGGACACAUGCUAUUUAUCACAGCGAGAAGCUGGCCAUUGCAUUUGGGUUGCAGAACUCGCCAAAUUCAUCACCAGUAAGAGUUAUCAAGAGUACAAUAAUGUGCAGGGAUUGUCACAACUUUAUUAAGUAUGUCUCAAAACUGACUGGUAGAGAAAUUGUCAUUCGAGAUACCAAGCGGCUUCAUAAGUUUGUCGAUGGUCAAUGUUCUUGUGGGGAUUUCGGAGGAUUUGUCUGAUAUAUCCUCGAAGAAGCAGUUGUAAAUUCCAGAACUGGCUAUCAAAAGCCGACCAUGUAAAGCAAGUCCCUUAUUUAUACCUGUUGUACUUAAUAGUAACUUACGAUUCUAUGCUGAUAAAGUUGCAGCUCUCACACAUCAAUUUUACUUUCAUAUUGUGGUUUCUUAUGAGUUGUCUACUUAA